Thamnophis elegans (Western terrestrial garter snake) is the source of this 1344-nucleotide messenger RNA. RefSeq names its product caM kinase-like vesicle-associated protein. Gene Ontology annotation, biological process: peptidyl-serine phosphorylation. The record is from RefSeq and is a predicted model, not a curated record. Bases 196 to 1344 code for a protein of 382 amino acids. Gene Ontology annotation, molecular function: ATP binding; calmodulin binding; calcium/calmodulin-dependent protein kinase activity. Gene Ontology annotation, cellular component: intracellular anatomical structure. The transcript has 11 exons. NCBI's taxonomy places the organism in Eukaryota, Metazoa, Chordata, Lepidosauria, Squamata, Natricidae.
CUCCUGCCUUCCGCUACUUGGGCUCUUUGCCAGCGCAGGCAGCGCUCAGACUCUGCCAGGAAGCGCAGAGGCGGGCAACUCCGUGCCAUGGCUGAGCCAUCCCGAACGGCCGAUCCUCUGCCCCGCGGCAAGCAGUAACGUAGCCAGCCCCGCCAGCCCCAGGUGGGGGAGGGACGCCCAGCUCCACCCCCCAGGAUGCCGUUUGGCUGCAUCGGACUGCGGGAUGAAAAGAAUUACAACAGCCUUUCUGACAUCACCGACAAGUAUGAGAUUGGACAGCUGCUACGAGCGAAGGAAUUCUGUGAGAUCUGUGUGGCCCGUGAACGACAAACAGACAGGCUGUACAUCUGCAAGAAAUUUCUCAAGAAAGAUGGACGCAAAGUGCGAAGAGCAGCCAAGAAUGAAAUCUUCAUCCUAAAAAUGGUCAAUCACCCCAAUAUCUUACAACUGAUUGACACAUUUGAAACGAGGAAGGAAUUCUACAUUAUCCAAGAACUGGCUACUGGCGGCGAUGUUUUUGACUGGAUCCUAGACCAGGGCUACUACACAGAAAAGGAUGCCAGCAAUGUUGUGCGGCAAGUGCUGGAGGCAUUAGCUUAUUUACAUAAUCUGCACAUUGUUCACCGCAAUCUAAAGCUGGAGAAUCUUAUGUACUACAACCAGAAUAACCGCUCAAAAGUGGUUCUGCGGGAUUUCUAUCUCUCACGCUUUGAGAAUGGUGCCAUCACAGACCCAUGUGGGACCCCUGAAUACUUAGCUCCUGAAGUGGUUGCUCGGCAACGCUAUGGACGUCCUGUAGACUGCUGGGCUGUCGGAGUUAUCAUGUUUAUUCUAUUGUCUGGGAACCCCCCAUUCUAUGAUGACACAGAUGAUGAAAAUAGCGACAGUCACAACCGCCGAAUCUUCCGCAAAAUUCUGGCUGGGGAGUAUGAUUUUGACUCUCCAUAUUGGGAUGAUAUCUCCGUCGCUGCUAAAAAAUUGGUGACGAGACUAAUGGAGGUAGAUCAAGACCAACGAAUCACAGCCCAAGAAGCCUUGGGACAUAUCUGGAUAUCGGGAAACAUUGCUUCCGAAAAGAACCUCAAAGAAGGGGUCUGUGCACAGAUUGAGAAAAAUUUUGCCAAGGCUAAAUGGAGGAAAGCCAUCCGAGUCACUACAUUCAUGCAACGUCUCCGGGCCACAGAUGUCAGUGGCCGCCUCCCUGUUACUCCUCGUACCUCUAUGAGCGUGGCUCACGAGGUCACCAUUGAAGCUCCCAGACUGGCUGAACAUUUGGAGACUCCAUGUUCACUAGAGGAGCAAGAGAGCAAGACAGAAGUAGUAGCUGCUGAGCAGAGAGAAUAA